AUGCCACUCCCUAGAAUCCUGAGGCUACAAGAUGACAAAUGGGAAAACCCUGAAGACUCUAUAGGUACUUUCAUUGGAUAUUUGAGUGGCGGCCGGUAUCGCUGUUGGGAGGCAGCUGGUCCGGCUCGUCAGGCGUUUAGGGAACUGAGCCCAGACAUCAAAGAUUUCCUUGAGACUUCUAGCAUCCCCCCUACUGAUAUCGUGUCAUGGUCGAUGUAUAUGAUCGGGCAUAACGAAAGGAACGCAGCACCCAAGGUUUUGAUUUGCUCCACGGAUGCGAAGGCGCGCAAGAAGAUCAGGCAACUUAUCAAAGAGAGUAAGAUCAUGGACAAAUACCCUGGCAUAGGACUUGGGGACGUUUCAGCACUACCCGAUCGCCCUAUCAUUCGAGAACUGUCCCGAGAGGCUAUUGAGGCUCUCCUCCCUUUUGGUUGUGAUAUCGAUGGAGCGGUUCUGGCUGACGGAUCAGAACCUGCGUUGGGAAAGCGAAUAUUCGUCGUCAAUCCACACGACUUCUCCUUACGCCCAGUAACAGCUGGCCCGAUAGUCUUACAAGAUGGCCGAUGCUACCAGCUGACUGUUGCACACGCAUUCCGACAUACCAGAGAGGCAGACCAUUCAUCCGGCCAGCAGAUGAUUGAAGAUGAUUGCGAUUUUGAUGGCAUGAGUGACGACGAAAGAGAUGAUGAAAGCCAGUACGACGAGAUUACAAGCAAAGGAAGUGCCACACCAGGAGAGAUUGAUUCCGACAAAGCAUCAUUCGAGGCCAGCCUCGACGCUUUUCCUGGCGAGAGGCUUUCGAGUUCCCGAUCCGAAAGCCCUUCAAGUGACCACUUGGGUAGUCGACACGAUUCACGGCUGAGUGUCGACCCCCCAGAGGAGAAUCCGCGUUUCGGUGAAAUUGAUGUAUCUCACCUUCAAUAUUUCGGAAAAUUGGUCUUGAGCUCCCUAACAGGAAGUAAUCCCUCGCUGGACUACGCUCUAGUUGAGACCUCAAGGAUGCCAGAAACCGUUAAGAAGAUCACAGCCUCUAUGGUCUCGAGUAUUGGGGAGAUAGGGUCACAUGACAUUAGUAUUGUUGCUACGACAUGGCCAUAUUACCGAGUCCAAGGGCAACUUACCGCCACACCAUCCUACAUUCGCCUUCCUGAACAUUGUACCUUUCAAGAAGUCUACCCCGUGCGACUGGGUAAACUUUUACAAGACGGUGAUUGCGGCACCGCAGUAUUUAGUAAAGACGAUAAUCGUUUUUAUGGUCACAUCGUUGCCGGUAGCCCUGGGACUAGCUUCGCAUACGUUGUUCCAGCGGGCGAAAUCUCUAGAGAUGUUCAGGCUCGCCUUGGCUUCGGCCUCAUCUCGACGUCGCAGCAAGAGGGACAACGACAACACUCAGAGGAUGAUUUACGGCUCAGUAGAGAAUUAUACACUGGCUUAACGAACUCCGGCGUAACGUCGAUCAAAAACCUUGGUGCCUCGGAGCCACAGGGUUGUUGGCUUCCUGAGUCCAACAUCGAGGUCCAACAGUGGCCCCAGCCAUCCCAAAACAACUUCGUCACCUCUCAUUCACUUACUGAACAUGGACGCCAGAGUGCAUUGGGUGCCCAAAGAGAGCCGUCUUCUGUUCAGACAACUGGUGCUUCCACUCUGACCGCUUCCACUGUAGUCCCAGUCAAUGAGCGGCUACAGAGAUCUAGAGGCGCAUUGCCAUCCUUCUAUCAACUCCCAACUGUACCCGAUCGCAAGACAAGAUACCACGACAAUGGAAAACAUGACAAGAAAAGGCCCGCAGACUCACUGCCCCCUCAAGACUGGCCAACUCGUUCAUCUGCUUCAUCUGGACCUCAAACACGAAGCAGACACACAGGACCAACUACUUCGCCAGGGCAGCAGUUCGGUUGGUCCCGGAUUGACACAGAUACUUCUUCUGCUUUAGAUCAACUGCCCAAGCACCAAAAGAGUGAUUCAACAGACAAUAGCAGAUACCUACUACCAAUACGAAAGAGAUCUGGACAUAGGCAUUCCACUUCACGCAGGUCGCUAGCUUCUGUCAGCACGGUCCAGCCAGCUACGAGUCUCUCACCACAAAUACAUGGGUUUCCACUCCAGACUCGUGACAUUCCGUCUCCGCCUUCUCAUGGCGACUCUGGCUCGUCAAGUACACAAUGGACUGAGGCAGCAGGUAGUAUUGCACGCAGAUCAGUCCUACCCGAGGAUUUUGAGGGCGCUUGCGAAACCUGUGUCUUCUGGCUGCUUGCGCCGGAGAAAUUCUCAUCACCCGAGUGGCAAGCAUGUCGCGGCCGCAAAGACGAAAUAUCCCACAUCAUCACACAUAUAACCGAUCACCAUGGGCUCAUUCGUGGACGUGAUCCGCUGCAUUCAGCUCGCAAAUACUUAGCAAGCUGCCAGAGCUCUAACCCAUUUGUGAAGGCGAAAAGGAACUGUGAGAAGUGCAGUUCGUUAUCUAAAUGGAAUGAUAGAGACUUUGCGGACCCUACACACCAUGGUGUUGUUCUUUGUUUGCGUUGCUGGCGCAAGUUUGACAAGAAAGGAAUGAAAGAGCAUAUGGCUGGACCUUUAUGCGACUACAACGCGGAACAGCCAAAGACCCAGAAACUGUGGAUUUUAUAUACAGCAUUUUGCUCGGGAACUCAGCUGCCUAGCAAGCCUCCAAAAUACAGAGCGCCGCGCAAAUCGCCUCAUCGACCCUCUCCGCGAGCCAUGAGCCAAUAUCAACAGCAGUCGGGUCACCGUCAUACGGUAGCGCUAGUCGGCAAUCUAGAAGCAACAAUAUCCCCUUCUGGUACAAGACUCUCACUGCCACGAUUGCAGCCUGGUUCUUCACUGGCCCCAUCUACCGCUGAAGAGUCAACGGAGGGUUUGCAUUCGGCCAACCUGGAUGCAUCGAUGCACUUCUGGGACAAAGUCAACGACUUGGACGUUGAUAUGAGCCGGUGGGACUUCUUAGGGAGUCAGCCCGACCUUCAGACCACAAGUGCAUCGAUGCAUCCAAUUUGGCCGAAUGCAAACCCUCCGUUGACUCUUCAACUCACGGAUCGACACCAGAAAUUGGAGCCCGAAGGCAGGAUAUGGCCCCUUCAGAUGGCUGCUAUUGAGAGCGACUCGGAGUGUAGAAGUACUGACGAGAAAGAUAUGUGA
Molecule: messenger RNA, 3156 nt
Organism: Fusarium fujikuroi IMI 58289
Lineage: Eukaryota; Fungi; Ascomycota; Sordariomycetes; Hypocreales; Nectriaceae
Exons: 1
Coding region: 1-3156 (1051 amino acids)
Source: RefSeq, a predicted model, not a curated record